CUUUAGAUAAGCAAACGAGCCUGCAGUCUGCCCCUUUCCGAGUGGCUAAAUCCAGGCCUUCCUCAAAAGGAUGGGAGGUGCUUGAAAAAGACUCCAAUAGACUUUCUCAAAAGUUCCCCAGCUUGUGAAUGGAACUUUUCCUAUGAGCGUUACGGGACAGCUGGUCCCUGCUGUACCGCGCACAAACAUGACUGAUAGGUUGUUAGAUCCGAAGAUGACUUAAGCUAUGGACUAUAUUUUGGGGACAGAUCUGGAUAGGACAACUCAACUGAGAUCUUAAAAUGGGAUACUGACUGUCUAAAGACAUUUUUACCUCUGCAGUGACCGAUUUUUGGAACAAUCCAUGGUCAGUGCUGCGCCACAAUGAGAGACCGCUUAAAAGAGCUACUGGAGAGGACUCUGGAGUUUUCUGAAGGAGGCAGUUUGAGUUCUAACCUCCAUUCUGAGGAGGACGACGAUACGAACAAUUCUGUGACUGUCGGGGUCAUAAUCCCAGAGGCUAUACUGUUUGAGCAGGAGCCAGUCAUUGACAAUUUCCUGUUGGAGGUUCAACAAAUCCGAAAUGAUAUCAUCACGCUGGAGAUCGAGGUCCUAAAAUUCAACCAACAGCAGAAGAUAUUGGUGGCAGCCAUGCGACGUUUUAGUAUAAUGAAAAAAGAGAGCAGCAUUACAAAGGACAUCAAGCUCCAAGCUGAGAGCCUCCAACGGCGUCUGGACAAGCUUUCGAAACAAGUGCAAAAAGCUGAAGAGCAGCAUGGUCCUACUGCCGUUGCAACAAGAAUACAACGCUGCCAGCAGACCGACAUUUAUUGUAAAUUCCAGCAGGUAAUGCGGCAGUAUAAUGAAGGACUGUUGACCAAGCAGGAGCACUGUAAGCAUUUCAUUAUCCGGCAGCUGGAAGUCUCAGGAAGGGAUGUGACGGAAGCGGAGGUGAACGAGAUGGUUGCCACAGGAAAGUGGGAAGUCUUCAAUGAGAAUCUGUUAAACGACGUCAGAAUCACUCAUUCCCAACUGUCUGAGAUUGAACAGCGGCAUAAGGAGCUGUUGAGCCUCGAAAGCAACAUGAAUGAGCUGAGGGACCUCUUCAUGGACGUUUUCAUGCUCGUGGAAGAACAAGGGACCCAAAUUGAGCAUAUACAGACAAAUGUAGAGAGGACCCAGGAUUAUGUGGCAGCUUCUAAUGAGAAGUUCAAGUUGGCCGCCAGGUACAAAAAAAAGAACCCUCUUCGUCAGAUCUGCUGCUGUUGCUGCCCUCCCUGGAAAUGCUGUUUUUGAACUCCAACGGAUCGGAAUCCAGCGGCCGGUAUUCUAAGCAUCUAUCUCCCUUACCUGUUGGGAGUAAACAACGCUGGAAUCGAGUGCCAUUAAAGUGAAGGUUACGGUACUGCAGUUCUUGCUGUUGAACACAGCGACGGGGAAGACGGCUUCAGCAGAGCAUAGAAAACAAUUAAGGGGGAGGCCAGGAAUUGAUAUUUGAGGCACUUAUUUCUUUGAAGAGGAUGUGAAGCGACUGCUAUUGGAAGAGACAGCUCACUGAGUGGUCUUCACCAAGAUGGCUGUUUAUUGGAGACCUUCACUGUCAUCUGAAAGAGGUCACAAACAUAAAUUGAAAAAAAUCAAUAUUUGAAAAAAUUAGACAUGUAGACACAUUUUCCAGAAUAAAUUAUUUUUAAAUUUAA
Molecule: messenger RNA, 1679 nt
Organism: Syngnathoides biaculeatus (alligator pipefish)
Lineage: Eukaryota; Metazoa; Chordata; Actinopteri; Syngnathiformes; Syngnathidae
Gene: stx19
Product: syntaxin 19
Exons: 5
Coding region: 364-1275 (303 amino acids)
Biological process (GO): synaptic vesicle fusion to presynaptic active zone membrane; exocytosis; intracellular protein transport
Cellular component (GO): plasma membrane; endomembrane system; SNARE complex
Molecular function (GO): SNAP receptor activity; SNARE binding
Source: RefSeq, a predicted model, not a curated record